Molecule: messenger RNA, 1155 nt
Organism: Myotis daubentonii (Daubenton's bat)
Lineage: Eukaryota; Metazoa; Chordata; Mammalia; Chiroptera; Vespertilionidae
Product: polyadenylate-binding protein 2-like
Exons: 1
Coding region: 1-939 (312 amino acids)
Source: RefSeq, a predicted model, not a curated record
AUGGCGGCGGCAGCGGCAGCGGUAGUGGCAGUGGGGGCUGCGGGCGGUUGGGGCUCCGGGCCGGGGCGGAGGCGCCAUCUUGUGCCCGGGGUCAGUGGGGAGGCCAGGGAGGGGGACCCGGGGGGCGCAGGGGACUAUGGGAAUGGCCUGGAGUCUGAGGAACUGGAGCCUGAGGAGCUGCUGCUGGAGCCUGAGCCGGAGCCUGAGCCAGAGCCAGAGCCCGAGCCUGAAAAGGAGCUGCCCUGGCCCCGUGCCCCACUGGGUACCCCAGGCCCUGGGCCUGCCUCAGAAGUCCCCGGCCGCCAUGAGGAGGAGGAGGAGCUGGGACUGGUCGAGGGGGACCCAGGGGACGGCGCCAUUGAAGACCCAGAGCUGGAAGAGAUUAAAGCUCGAGUCAGGGAGAUGGAGGAAGAAGCUGAGAAGCUAAAAGAGCUACAGAACGAGGUAGAGAAGCAGAUGAAUAUGAGUCCACCUCCAGGCAAUGCUGGCCGAGCGAUCAUGUCUAUCAAAGAGAAGAUGGAGGCUGAUGCCCGUUCCAUCUAUGUUGGCAAUGUGGACUAUGGUGCAACAGCACAAGAGCUGGAAGCACACUUUCAUGGCUGUGGUUCAGUCAACCGUGUUACCAUACUCUGUGACAGAUUUACUGGCCUUCCCAAAGGGUUUGCAUAUUUAGAGUUCUCAGACAAAGAGUCAGUGAGGACUUCCCUGGCCUUAGAUGAAUCCCUAUUUAGAGGAAGACAAAUCAAGGUAAUCCCAAAACGAACCAACAGACCAGGGAUCAGCACAACAGACCGGGCUUUCCCACCAGUCCGAUACCGUGCCCAGACCAGCAACUACAACACUUCCCGAGCUCGAUUCUACAGGGGUUUUAACAGCAGGCCCCGGGGUCGUGUCUACAGGGGCCGGGCUAGAGCGACUUCAUGGUAUUCCCCUUACUAAAAAAAAAAGUGUGUAUUCUGUUCACAUCUCUUUUAUCUGGACAAUAGAAAUACAACUCAGUAGCAGCUGCUAUGCAUCUCUUUUUAAUUUCCUGUUCAGUGAUAGCAUAUUGAUAGUUAGAAAUCAACCAUGAUGGCAAUAUUUACACCAUGGAAAUUGGCAAAUGCUACAAACCAGCCCUCUUCCCCUUUUUACAAAGUACCACUAACUAAACAU